AUGAAGAUACAUGAAACGGUGAGCGAGCAGUCAGUCUAUGCAGUGACUCUUGAUAGACUGACAGGGACUAAGAGAGCUAGUGCCCGCGGGCUCGAGGAUCAGCGAGGGCCUCAUCAGGAAUCCAAAACCACCGAUGCACUUCGCCCCUCCGAUCUGCUGCUAUUCAUCGACUUUCGGCCGCCCCAGCAAUCAGGCCAGGCGCACGCGCUCACUGCCGUGUCCGUGGCGGAUAUCGUUUCCUUAGCCUGUAGAAUCGCUUGCUUUUGUCUUCCAUGGGCCUUUUCUUUUUCCUUACUACCAGUCUUCUCCCUUUUCGGGAUAUGCUCUUUUGUGAACCCGGGUGUGGACGACUUGGCCCAUAAAUUGGCCUGGUCCACAGGUCCGACCACGGCUGCACUACAGCUAAAUGCAGGUGCCAAUCACUGUGCUUCGACUCCCAAGCACCGUGCGGGCGAUUAUGGGUCUUACUCCAUCGCAAGGCUUGCCAUGUCAUCCUUCUCCUCCAUGCUCAUCCACUUGGCUCGUAAUCAGUAUCCUUAUUGUUGA
This is a messenger RNA of Aspergillus niger, 546 nucleotides long. RefSeq lists its product as hypothetical. The coding region runs from base 1 to 546 and encodes 181 amino acids. The transcript is spliced from 5 exons. The record is from RefSeq and is a predicted model, not a curated record. NCBI's taxonomy places the organism in Eukaryota, Fungi, Ascomycota, Eurotiomycetes, Eurotiales, Aspergillaceae.